CCCGGCUGAGUCACGGCCUGAGCUGCGGAGGAGGCGGGGAAAGUCGGCCCUAGCCCAGAUCGCAGCCAUCGGCCACAAGGAGAGCAGGCUGGGUUGUCAGAGAUCAUGGGGGAGAGCGCGCUGGAGUCGGGGCCUGUGCCCGGGUCGCCGGGUGGGGGCCCAGUGCACGCCGUCACCGUGGUGACCUUGCUGGAGAAGCUGGCCACCAUGCUGGAGGCGCUGCGAGAGCGGCAGGGUGGCCUGGCUGAGAGGCAGGGCGGCCUGGCGGGCUCGGUGCGCCGCAUCCAGAGUGGCCUGGGCGCACUGAGCCGCAACCACGACACCACCAGCAACACACUGGCGCAGCUGCUGGCCAAGGCGGAGCGCGUGGGCUCUCACGCCGACGCAGCCCAGGAGCGGGCGCUGCGCCGCGCUGCUCAGGUGCAGCGGCUGGAGGCCAACCACGGGCUGCUGGUGGCGCGCGGGAAGCUGCACGUCCUGCUCUUCAAGGAGGAGACUGAAAUCCCAGCCCGCGCCUUCCAGAAAGCACCAGAACUCUUGGGCCCUGAGGACCAGUCGGUGCUGGGCCCAGAGCAGCUAGAGGAUCAAGUUGGCGAGAGUUCAGACGAGGAGCCAGUGGAAUCCCGGGCUCAGCGACUGCGACGCACCGGUUUGCAGAAGGUUCAAAGCCUAAGAAGGGCUUUUUCCAGUCGUAAAGGCCCGGAAGCAGCACUGCCCACACCAGUCAAGCCGCCACGCCUAGGGCCUGUGCGGAGCUCUGAAGGCCCACCAGAUGGCCAGCCUGCAGCUCAGCCAGCUGUGCCGGAGUCCUCACUAGAGUCUGCUCUGGAGCCAGAACCUCCUCAGGCUACUAAUGAAGAUCCUGGGAGGCCUGCUCUUCAAAUAGAGAGUGCAGCCUGAUUUCUGGAGCUGCCCGCCCCACUUGGUGCUUAUGCCUUGUCCUAAAAUAAAUCCUUAAAGCGUGCAGCACUUACACCCAAAUAAGGAGAAAAUCCUGCAUCAACUGCCCAGUUCCCAUCCUCCCUUCCUGGCCUUCCAGUCUGGUACCUUAUGUCCUCCGAAAGAGGCGCAUUCAACCUAAUUUAGGCUCACCAGCAAUAAAAAUAAUUUCUUGUAA
This is a messenger RNA of Mesocricetus auratus (golden hamster), 1117 nucleotides long. It is a transcript of the gene Cavin3, whose product is annotated as caveolae associated protein 3. The record is from RefSeq and is a predicted model, not a curated record. Bases 106 to 900 code for a protein of 264 amino acids. Gene Ontology annotation, molecular function: protein kinase C binding. Gene Ontology annotation, cellular component: cytoplasm; caveola. NCBI's taxonomy places the organism in Eukaryota, Metazoa, Chordata, Mammalia, Rodentia, Cricetidae. The transcript is spliced from 2 exons.